Messenger RNA from Bufo gargarizans (Asiatic toad), 9464 nucleotides. It is a transcript of the gene KCP, whose product is annotated as kielin cysteine rich BMP regulator. Gene Ontology annotation, molecular function: protein binding. NCBI's taxonomy places the organism in Eukaryota, Metazoa, Chordata, Amphibia, Anura, Bufonidae. The transcript has 55 exons. The record is from RefSeq and is a predicted model, not a curated record. The coding region runs from base 605 to 7762 and encodes 2385 amino acids.
CAAAAAACUAACCAGUCUGUUGCCAAUGUUUCUUUAUGGACAGGGCUCUGCAGUCUCUCCAUGCAGACAGGAGCUGCAGCUAAAAGGCAGCAGGGUUGACAUUGGAAAGACAUCUGCACUUUAGGACAGGACAACUCUAUCCCCUAUGCAAGACCAAACUUGUGACUGUCUGCCCAUCAUUAUCAAAGCCAAACCUCAAUUUUUCCUUCUCUGCAUAGGGACUGAUUGGGACAACACCUCCUCCUUCCUCACUGCUUGAACCUCAGGGUCAGUUGUGGUCCAGCCCAGGACAAAGACAUCACUAUUUGUGCCCUGAAGCUACACAAAGGCAUCUUCCUGCGGGUCACCUCUGCAGGUCCUCAGAUCCAUUCUGAAAACCAUCCUCAAAUGGACAUACAUCUAUACACACUAGUACUGGACCCAGAACUUAUGCAUUGACUGCAGCAUGUACUACUGUGGAGACCCCAGUUCUUAUAUGGUAUUAAAGCAGUACUAUGUGAUUGCUGGUACAUCUCACUGUCCUACUGCCACAAAGAAGAGGUCCUUCCAGGGAAUAGUCUGAAUUUGGCAUGCAGUUUGCCCUGCUGAUGCACACAUCUGCACCAUGCUGUCACAGGGAUGGACAUUUGCUUUGCCUCUCUUAUUCAUGUCUGUCUGUUGCCUGAGCCAAGAACCAGGUGACCAGGAUAUGGAGCUUCCACUACAGUACUAUGAUGACAAUGUUAUUGAUCUUUUGGAAGCUCUGAACAUUACUCGUUCUAUCAAGGGAAUUACCAAAUCCAAAGGGCAGGACCAUGGUUCUCCAGCCUGGAAAUUCCGUCAACGUGCUCCUCAUUUAACACUACCUUGGGAUUACUCUGUUUAUCUUCUAUCCAGCACACAGGGUUCCAUUGGCUUCCAUUUUGUAGCUAAACAGGCUAAAAAGAACCAAGGAACAUUACUAGCCUUUUUGUCUCCAGCAGCCACGAAGAGAGAUGGACACCCUCUUCUACGCCUUAUAUCUGACACUCAGGCAGACCAAUUACUUUUGGAGUAUCGUACCCCACAGACCAUGGAACCUGCUUCCCUGUUGCUUCCAGGUGGAUCUCCAUUUUAUGGCUCCAAAUGGGCAAGACUUGCACUGAAUAUUGACAUCCACAAAGUAACCCUUUUUCUGGAUUGUGAAGAACCAGUAGUGUUUGGUAAAGAAGGAGAAGAUGAAUUAAUUAGCCUUAUUCUCCCUCUGGAUCUUCAGAUCAGUUUUGCAAGCACCCCAGGAAAUAAGGAGAGUAAAUUUUUGGGUUAUUGGCAGACAGCUGAGAUCUCCCCAACUGGAUUCUCUAGAAGACCUUGGCAUUGUGAGAACCGGUCAGAUUCUCUCCCUCUUCCUUACUCCUUGUCUGAAGAGCGACACAUGGAUGAUGAGGAUGUCCAGAGGCAGCCUCGAGCCCCAGAUGUAUCUGACACACGACAUUAUCAGCAGCAGCAGAGUGAAGCCCCAUUGAAUUUUCUCUCUCAGGAAGAAAGGAUGCGAAGGCUGGAGGAAGUUGUUCAGGGAUUGACUACUAUGCUUGACAUGGUGAAAGUUCAGAAUGCUGAUCUCCAGGCCAGAGUAAAAGCUCUGGAGAGUUGUGAGUGUCGCCGAUCCACAUGUUUAUGGGAAGGAAAAGAGUAUCAGGACAGUGAAACCUGGAAGAAAGACUCAUGUAACAUCUGCGUGUGCAUUGGAGGUUCCGUAAAAUGCUCACUACGUAAAGACUGGCCUCAGUGCCUGGCAUGCUCUUAUGAGGGGAGGACUUACAAUAACAAGGAGACCUUUUCUGUUGGGUCCUGCACAUCAUGUGUCUGCCAGAAUGGAGAAGUUGCGUGCACCCAAAAGACUUGCCCCCCAUUAGAAUGUGCUCAUCCAGUGACGCCACCUGGUGAAUGUUGCCCUCGCUGUGUAAGAGGCUGCUCUGAUGGUCACCUAGAUGGAGAAACAUGGAAGAAGGAUUCAUGUAUAAGCUGUACUUGUCAGGGAGGCUCUGUGAAGUGCAUCUCCGCCAUAUGUGACACCAUCACUUGUGAGCAUCCUUUCACUCCACCUGGAAAGUGCUGCCCAGAAUGCGUUAGCUGCCAGUACCAUGGACAGGUUCUGAGGAAUGGUGAAAGGUUCCAACCAGAUCUGUGUACCACUUGCACAUGCAAGAAUGGAACAGUCCAGUGUGUGAGAGAGCGCUGCCCAGAAGUGACCUGUAUAAAGAAGUACACCCCACCUGGACAAUGCUGUGCCGUCUGCCAGCAAGGAUGUGAAUAUGAGGGUGUAUCUUACAGAAAUGGAGACUACUUUCUUUCUCAGAGCAAUUCUUGUGUGAACUGUUCCUGUUUGAAUAAUCUUGUGCGAUGUUUGCCCGUGCAAUGCCCAGUCGUUGCUUGCCGCAAUCCAGUACCCACACCAGGCCAGUGUUGCCCUACUUGCCCAGAGUGUGUCUUUCAUGGACAUCCCUUGCUACCUGGCCAGAACGUUACUACCACGGAUGGUUGCCAGCACUGCAUUUGUCAGGAUGGUGAAGUGAGGUGUACUGAUGCCGUACAUUGUCCACAAACCUGUACUCAUGGAGUGAAACAAGGAUCUUGUUGUCCAGAUUGCUCAGCCUGCAAUCUUCAUGGAGACAUUAUACCAAAUGGUGUCAACUUUAAAGGCAAUGGUGAUCCAUGUGAAAGCUGUAUGUGCCAGAAUGGGAAUGUCAAAUGUAUGCGAGUAUCUUGCCCCAUGCUGAAUUGUUCUCUACAAGAAGAGGUUCCUGGAGAAUGUUGUAAAAGGUGUCAAGGCUGCAUUGAUGGAACAGUAACACGACAGCAUGAAGAAGAAUGGAGACCACAUGGAGAGCCUUGUCACAUUUGCCGUUGUGUGGAGGGCAAAGUUCAAUGUAAAAAACGUCAAUGUGCCUCCCUGUGUAGAAACCCAGCUCCAGCAAGGCCAGGAACCUGCUGUCCUGUUUGUGAUGGUUGUUCAUAUAAUGGACGAACCUAUCAGAAUGGGCAAGCCGUAAGAAGCUCUGACUCUUGUACGCGCUGUGUUUGCGAGAAUGGAAACGUUCAAUGCAGUCCAAUACCUUGUAGCCCUACACUGUGUAGGAACCCUGUACGAAAACCAGGAGAAUGCUGUCCGAGGUGUGAGGGAUGCGAGUUUGACUCGCGGUCAUAUGCAGAAGGUGACGUUUUUACGACUUCCCAUGACCCCUGCCUCAGCUGUACUUGUUCUGCAGGAGAGGUGUCUUGUGACCAUCUAGACAGACGGUGCACUCCUGCACAGUGCAGUCACCCUGGCAAACUCAAUGGACAAUGUUGCCCAAGUUGUGAAGUGUGUGACUUUGAGCGAAGAAUAUAUUCUGAUGGACAAACAUUCCGACCCCCGGGACAUGGACCUUGUCUCCAGUGCACCUGCACAAAAGGAAAUGUCCGUUGCCUAGAGGAGACCUGUCCACCAAUAUCCUGCCCUAAUCCAAUCAGAGAACCCAAUAAGUGUUGUCCUGUGUGCAAAGUUUGUGUCCAGGAUGGAGUGGAGUUCUUAGAGGGGGUGGAAUGGGAACCUGAAAGAGAUCCAUGUAGCACUUGUGCUUGUUUGAACGGUGACACCGUAUGUGGGGUCAGUCAGUGCCCCCCGCUGUCCUGUCAUCACCCAACCCACAAUGAAGGUGAGUGCUGUCCAGUGUGUGAUACGUGCACUUACAACCAGAGAGUGUACAGUAAUGGACAGGACUUCACAGACCCAGACAACCCAUGCCAGAAUUGCCACUGCCAGGAUGGCACUGUCCAGUGUACACCGGUUGUCUGCCCCUCUGUGUUAUGUUCCAGGCCAGAGAAGAAGCCUGGCCACUGCUGUGCCACAUGCCCAGAUUGUAGAUAUCAUGACAAUAUUUUCCUGGAUGGAGAACAAUUUUCCAACCCAGACAAUCAGUGCCAGAAAUGCGGAUGCCAUAAUGGACAUGUGACCUGUGCUGACCGUGGAUGUCCCGGAUCUUUGUGUUCAUACCCACUGCCAGGAACCUGCUGUAACAAUAAUUGCAAUGGCUGCAAUUAUGCUGGAAAAGAAUAUCCAAAUGGUGCAGACUUUCCUCACCCUACAGACAAAUGCAGACAAUGUCACUGUAUUAAUGGUAAUGUGCAGUGCCUUACUAAACGAUGUCCACCCAUCGUUUGUGCCGAGCCAUUCCAAGUCCCAGGAGAGUGCUGUCCACAGUGUCCAGCACCCCCGGCUGACUGUCCUUAUUCUGGAAUCACUUACAGACACAUGCAGCGAUUCUAUGAUCCAUCAGAUAAAUGUCGUGACUGUAUAUGUAACAAUGGCACAAUUACCUGUCAACGCAAGCCCUGUGCUCCUAUAGCUUGCACCCACCCUCUUAAAGGAGACUGCUGUCGAUCCUGUGAUGGAUGUCUGCUGUCCGGAAAAGAGCUUGCUAAUGGGGAACAGUUCACACAACCAUCAGAUUCUUGCUCGGUGUGUGUUUGCUGGGAAGGUAGUGUGAAUUGCCAGCCUAAAACAUGCCCCAUACUUAACUGCCCCUAUCCAGCCCCUGGCCCAUGCUGCAAGGAGUGUCAAGAUUGCCAGUAUCUGGGGGAGGUGUACCUGAACGGUCAUGAGUUUUCGUCACCACAGGAUUCUUGCAGUCGGUGUGUCUGUGCUGAUGGGUUUGUCACAUGCAAUAAAAAGCCUUGCUAUAAAGCUGGCUGCACUCACCCCAGCACCCCACCAGGAAAAUGCUGUCCAGUUUGUGAUGGAUGUUCAUAUAAUGGUGUGGAACUGAUUAACGGUCAAACUAUCCCAGACCCUUCAAGUUCAGCGUGCUCAGAAUGUUCUUGUAGGGCCGGAUCCGUUCAGUGUGCACGCAAGCUUUGUGCUCCAGCUACCUGCCCACAUCCAGUGACUGGACCUUGUGACUGUCCUCUGUGCCAGGGAUGCCAUUUUCAAGGUCAUAAUUUUAUUGAUGGCGAGUCUUUCACUUCACCACAAAAUGAAUGUGAGCAAUGCCGCUGUAUGAGAGGCCGCGUCACCUGCGGUCCUCGGCCAUGUAGCACAGCCAACUGCCCUCAUCCAGGUGAGGAUCCCUGCAUGUGCCCUGUAUGUGAUGGUUGCAAUUAUAACGGCCAGGACUGUGUUAAUGGAGAGAGCUUUCCUGACCCUGACGAUGAGUGCAGUCGCUGCACAUGCAAGAAUGGAGAAGUGACCUGUGUGUCUGUUUCUUGCCCGCGAGUGUCCUGUUUGCACCCAGUGACUCCACCGGGGGAAUGUUGCCCGCUCUGCACAGGAAUAUGUAAGCACAAUGGACGGGUAUUUCAGAAUGGUGAAAAUUUCAAGCUACCUGGAGAUAUUUGUACCCAAUGCUCCUGUAGGAAUGAGAUGGUGACAUGCCAACGUCUUCCGUGUGAAAAAGAAUGCAGCCAUCCAGUGCCCUCUCUCUCAUCUCCUUGCUGUCCUGUAUGUGAUCGCUGUCUCUAUGAGGGAAAAGAAUACUCCAACCAUCAGACAUUCUCCUCUGUGUCGGACCCAUGCCUCCGUUGUGUGUGUUUGGAAGGCAGUGUCACCUGCACCCAUGUAGUGUGUCCUCAAAUCUACUGUGUAAACCCCAUCAGAAAGCCUAGUCAGUGCUGCAUGGAGUGCCCAGUGUGUCACUAUGAAGGAAAAGAAUAUAGUGAUGGUGCUCGCUGGGUGCCCUUCUCAGAUCCAUGUCUACAGUGUACAUGCACAGCAGGAAAUGUACAGUGUGAUCCUCCUAUGUGUCCUCCUCUACCUUGCACCCAGCAGGUGACAGAUCCAGGAGCAUGUUGUCCUCGCUGCAGAGGCUGUAUAUAUAAUGGUCGGGAAUACAAAGACAACAGCAACUGGCUUUCCACCGUGGAUCGUUGCAUGUCCUGCAUGUGUGUUGAUGGUGUUACCACCUGUUCCAAAGUGCAGUGCAUCACAUCCUGCACUAACAAGAUAACGCUUCCCGGAGAAUGCUGUCCUCUAUGUGCAGACUGUAUAUCUAGCAAAAAAGUGUAUUCUCCAGGGGACAGCUUUCACCCAUCAGAUGACCCCUGUGAAAUCUGCACAUGUGAGCGUUUACCAGAUGGUCGUCAGUACAGACGUUGCACAAAAAAACAGUGCCCCAGCCUGGUGGAUUGUCCUCAACAUCAAAUUCUUCCUCCUGCUUUUGGCCAGUGCUGUGCUAGCUGUGCACAGGCUUUAAGUAAUUGUACAGACUUACUGGUGGGCAGUGAGAUCCAGGCAGGGAAUGACCCUUGUUACAUGUGCCAGUGUAAGGAUUUAACAUGGAUAUGUGAGCACAAACCAUGCCCUCUUCUCAGUUGCCCCCGUUCAGAGCAAAUCACCCCACCAAGAUCAUGCUGCCCUGUGUGCAAAGACUGUAUAGUUGAGAUUGAAGGAAGACGCAUUCCAGAUGGAGAGACAUGGACAGACAGGCAGGAUCCAUGUAUCACCUGUACAUGUACUUUAGGACAUGUUGACUGUCAGAUACAGGAAUGUGCCCCAAUUAAGUGCCAGCAAGGAGAGCUGAAAGUCAGAACGCCAGGCACAUGCUGUCAUGUUUGUCAGGCUCCUGCUGUAGCCUGUUGGUAUCAAGGCCAGAGAUACCUUUCUAAUGAGCAUUGGCAGGUGGAUGAAUGUACUGCCUGUACCUGUGUUUCUGGGGAGGUGCAUUGCCAUAGUGAGAGGUGUCCGCAAGUGUCCUGUACUGCUGAUGAGACUCCAGCCUUGAUACCUGGCAUGUGUUGUCCACACUGCAUACCUCGUCCGGCCACAUGUAUUGCCUUUGGAGACCCACAUUACAGAACUUUUGAUGGCAAGAUGUACCACUUCCAAGGUAGUUGUACCUACGUCUUGAGUGAAGACUGUGAAGGAGGAGACUUCAGUAUCCAUGUGACAAACGAUGACCGUGGACAGCGUGGUGUGUCAUGGACAAAGGAAGUAACUGUGUUGAUUGGUGAUGCAGUAGUGCAGCUCCUUCAGGACUGGGUAGUGAUGGUUGACUAUCAGACUGUUGAGCUGCCAUUCCUAAAAGAGCCAUAUAUUUACAUUGAGAGGAAAACAAACACCAUUCUGCUAAAUAGUAACAUUGGAGUGAAGGUGCAGUGGAAUGGGCGUUCUCACCUAGAAGUAAGUGUUCCAGGAACAUAUCGUGAUCAUCUCUGUGGACUGUGUGGAAAUUUCAACAACUAUCCUCAGGAUGAUAUGCGUGAUCGCAGGGGGCAGAUCCUUCUAUCUGAGGCUGCCUUUGGGAACAGCUGGAGGGUACAAGGUAAUGACUCUGCCACUGAUUGCUGGGAUGGAGAGGAUGUGGAUCCCUGUAAACAGGCUGGAUAUCGUGCCAGAAAAGAAGCCAAUAGUCGCUGUAAAUUGCUGAAGUCCAGUGUGUUUGAGCCAUGUCAUAGAGUUGUCCCACCAGAGAUGUUCUUUGCCUCAUGUGUUUAUGACCUGUGUGCUUGUGGAGCUGGAGAUGAAUGCCUUUGUGACGCUUUGGAAGCCUAUGCCUCAGAGUGCCGAGAAGCCGGCGUCAUCCUACAAUGGAGAUCUCCAGCGCUGUGUGCUGUUGGCUGUCCCUACGAUAGAGGUUAUGUGUUUGACGAAUGCGGUCCUCCUUGUCCUAAGACUUGCUUUAAUAAAGAUGUUCCUCUUGGCGUGUUGGAGUCUCACUGCUUUAAACCAUGUGUUCCUGGCUGUCAGUGCCCAGCAGGUCUAGUAGAACAUGAGUCUCACUGCAUCCCUCCAGAAUCAUGUCCGAAGAUCAUUCAUGGUGGCCUGUGAGAUCAAGUGGACCAAAUGACAGAAGUCAAUGUAAACCAGUAUACUUGUCUAUCUGUGGAAUACAAUCUGUUUCAGACUGUUGACUAUGUAUACGCUACACCGAGUUAUGAGAUUGCGUCAAAUAAAUCUCGAUCACAUAAUAACAGAAUUAUGUUCCUAUAGCCUUCAAAAUAUCACCUUCUGUUUUGUGCUUUUCAUCGUUCUUCAGUUGCUUCUUGUGCAAAACCAGCAAAAUGAGAAUUUCAGAUGAAAUUGAAGAAAUCCCUACAGUAGGACAAAUAUAUCAAUCAAUUCGUAAGAACUAUUGCUUUAACAAUGUGACAGAUUUGUCUAGUAUUCUUUUAUGUGCCCAGUGGAUGUUGCAGAAGCAUUCUUUUGCGGAGGUAUUAUGAACAGAAGACAUUUUAUAAGAAUACUUCUAAUAUCAAAGGGGCAAACAUAUACAUGGUUCAAUGAAGAUGAAGGCAUGUUUGAAUUGACAUUAUUGGUACUGCAGAUCAUAAUUCAUAAUGUAUUGCAUUUUGUGCAUAGUCUGAUUAUAUGAAAGACAAAAUUUGACUUUGAGAUAUUACUGUAUUUUUAGCCUGUAUGAUGCACAAAAUGAUAAGCGGCCAGGUGUAGAUGUAGGAAGGGGAGAAAAAGGCUGCUGUGGGGACAGUUCUUAGGUACAAUGUGCAAUUAUAGUGACAAAUAUAGUUUCCAGUUUUCACCGUGAUGCAACCUUUACCGUGCUGACAAAAGCUUGUCAUAGGGCUAUCAAAUAUGAGACAAUUAUCAGCUGACAUCACAGAUCACUGUACUGCAAUUAUCUGCUUAUCUAUACAUAGAGGUGUUAUAUUUCCCAAUAAAACGAAAUAUACCGUAAUAAAGGGAACAAAUGAAAUGCUUUUAUUUUCCAGUUGGAUUGAAUGAACCCAUUACUGAGUUAUUAACCCAAUCACUGCAGGCAUGCCUAUCAAGUUAUAUGUGCUUUACACCUGAAAGAUGUUGUCCAAGCUAAAUCAAAACUCCUGUAAAUGGUCUAAAAUAGCAAAAAAGGAGAGAUAAUCCCCCCCCCCCCCCCCUCUUACGGCUUUUCGUGCUGCACUCCAGUCCUCCACUGUUUGUUUUGCUGGCUGCAACAGUGAUUUUCUGUGAUGUUCUGCACACCACAUCGCCGCAGCGGCCAAUCACUGGCCUCAGCAGUCAUGUCCUGUGCGCACAGAAGAUCACUGCUGCAGCCAGGAAGAUGAUGUCAGUGGUGCAGAACCAGACAGCAAUGCUGGAAGCAGCAAAAUACUGUAACCUCUAGCAGUGCAUUGCUGAACAACAUUAGGGUUUUUUGAGUACCGUAAAUCAUUCCAACUUACAGAACUGUUGAGGGUAAACAAGUUACAUUAACUAUCAUACCACAUACUGAGGAUAGUGCAUCAAUAUCAGGAGCCUAGAAAACCCCUUUAACUAUUAACUACUGCCCUGGAAAUUGAGAGGAUAUUGGUAUCGCCUGUAAUGACACUGGCAUCAGGGCCAUCAUUAGUCAUGUUAGAGGAACAUAGGCUGGAUCCUGCUGCUCACUGUUUUCUUCUAUUGAUGUGAACCACUGUUUUUAUACAUAUAUAUUUAUAUAUUCACUUUUUAUUACUGUAUUCUGAGGAGUACGCCAUGUCUGAUAUAUUUAUUGUUUUGUAUGCUAUAAAAAAUAAAGAUCGUUUUUAGUUCUGUU